AUGCCAGAAGACAAGAAUGACCUUGACGAUGCAACAUUAAUUCAAGAGUACCAGCGACUGGAAGAAGACUUUUUUUACAAUUUCCUACGAUCAGAUCAACAGCAUUUGCUUAACACGCCUGAUCUUCAUGACGCUUUUCUUUUCGGCGAAAUCGGUUUCCUUGUUGCGGGAUUGAAGCCUUGCGUCCUAAUUGACCUUCCACCCGCUGUGGCACGACUCUACAAACAACACGUCCUUGAUCGGGUUGCCGAAUCCGAGUUUGCACGACGCGAUAUCCAAGUAACAGAAAUUCAGGCGAAUAUCUCUAGCCCAGAAAUGAUGAGUUUACAGGGUUGUUUUAUCGUGUAUCACAUGAGACAAGCACCACAGCCACUCCUGUCUCCUAGCAACAGUGACGAUUGUGGCCGAGUAAUUAUCACCGAGGCGACACUGGCGAACAUUCUCGAUUAUCCUGGCUCAUUGCCUACCAGCAUGCAACAAGUGAUGAGCAUGCUUGAGGUAGUUUACUAUACUCGCGAGCAAGGAGGACGAGUGCAAAUUUUGACGAUGUUUGCUGCACUUGAGCAUGAGGUAGAGCAAGUCAAAGCCCAUUUCAAAAGGUAUUAUGAUAUCUGUCGCGAGAAAUUGGCAUGGGACAUCAAGUUGUUGAUACGGCGGCCACAGUAG
Messenger RNA from Zychaea mexicana, 666 nucleotides. RefSeq lists its product as uncharacterized. NCBI's taxonomy places the organism in Eukaryota, Fungi, Mucoromycota, Mucoromycetes, Mucorales, Lichtheimiaceae. The record is from RefSeq and is a predicted model, not a curated record. The transcript has a single exon. The coding region runs from base 1 to 666 and encodes 221 amino acids.